Molecule: messenger RNA, 1374 nt
Organism: Toxotes jaculatrix (banded archerfish)
Lineage: Eukaryota; Metazoa; Chordata; Actinopteri; Toxotidae
Gene: echdc2
Product: enoyl CoA hydratase domain containing 2
Exons: 11
Coding region: 16-1080 (354 amino acids)
Biological process (GO): fatty acid beta-oxidation
Cellular component (GO): mitochondrion
Molecular function (GO): enoyl-CoA hydratase activity
Source: RefSeq, a predicted model, not a curated record
CUAAACUUCCUGUAAAUGUCCUACAACUUUGCUGAGCAGUCUUCCCACUUCUGGAAACUGCACUGUAAACGAUCGGCCAGCAUGACAACGCUCCUUCGCAGGGUAGCCGGGCCGAGGUGCUCAUCGUGGCGGUGCAUGGCUGCAUUUCUGCGCGGAACGCACAACCGAACCGCCCAUUCGAUUCACCGCGACGGAGAGCGAAUGCUGGCCGGCGACGGUCGCCCUUUAACGGCGUACAGUCGCGCACACAGCCGCAGGCAGCACACAGAGGCUGCAGAUUCCGUGGAGGUGCAUUUAAAGCGGCUAGAAGAGGGAGACCAGGGGAUAGUGGAGGUGUUGAUGUGCCGACAUAAUGCAAGAAACGCUCUGGGCCACGUGUUUGUGUCACAGAUGAGGGAGCUGGUGUCCACUCUGUCCAGUGACUCAUCAGUGCGUGUGGUUAUCUUCAGGAGCUUAGUACCGAAGGUUUUCUGUGCUGGUGCAGACCUGAAAGAGAGAGCUCUGAUGAACAACACUGAGUCUGAUCUGUUUGUUCACGGCCUGCGUUCCCUCAUGACUCAGAUAGCAUUGUUGCCCAUGCCAACCAUCGCAGCCAUGGAUGGCGUCGCCCUGGGAGGUGGACUGGAGCUAGCCUUGGCCUGUGACCUCCGCACCGCUGCGUAUUCGGCACAGAUGGGCCUGAUUGAGACGACACGGGGGCUGCUCCCAGGGGCGGGGGGCAGUCAGCGGCUGCCGAGGAUGGUCGGCAUCACUCUGGCCAAAGAGCUCAUCUUCACAGGUAAGCGUGUGGGAGGGCAGACAGCUCUGGAGAUGGGGCUUGUAAACAGAGCUGUAGAACAGAACCAGACAGGAGACGCUGCCUACAGAGAGGCACUCAGCCUGGCCAGAGAGAUACUGCCACAGGCUCCUAUCGCUGUGCGGAUGGCAAAAGAAGCAAUGAACAGAGGCGUUGAGGUUGACAUCGGUUCAGCAAUGGCUAUAGAGAGGAUGUGCUAUGCUCGGGUCAUCCCCACGCGGGACAGAAAGGAGGGUAUGGCUGCCUUCAUAGAGAAGAGACCUCCGCGGUACACUGGGGAGUAGACGCUUCUGAGUUACUGAAUUUUUCUCUCCCACAGACAUGCACACAGCGCUCUGUAACCUCGUGUCUGAUGGACAAUUGACUGUGUGCAGUGUCAAUACAUUAGUUAUGGUCAGGUGGAGUAGUGUGACAGUCAGGAUUAAUCUGACAAAAGGUGAUUUGUAGCAGUGUAAUAUGUGUAAGAGUUUUCUGUUGGCUGUUCUUGCUUUUUUUUAGUCACACAUUCCUUGGUGAUAGGAGCACCAUCUUUGGAAGUGACUGAAUAAAAAGGCACAACAAGUGUCAUCUCCAGUUUA